Saccoglossus kowalevskii is the source of this 1809-nucleotide messenger RNA. RefSeq names its product acetylcholinesterase-like. Lineage: Eukaryota; Metazoa; Hemichordata; Enteropneusta; Harrimaniidae. Gene Ontology annotation, cellular component: plasma membrane. The record is from RefSeq and is a predicted model, not a curated record. Gene Ontology annotation, biological process: choline metabolic process; acetylcholine catabolic process. Gene Ontology annotation, molecular function: acetylcholinesterase activity.
AUGGGGGCAGUGGCUGGAAAUCGCAUCCGAAUACUGGAAGAGACUGUUCACAGCUUUAAAGGUAUUCCUUACGCCGAACCUCCGAUUGGAGAGUUGCGAUUCAAGAAUCCGUUGCCUUUGCAGCAUCCCUGGUCGGGUAUCAGAAAUGCAACGACUUUUGGUAAUGCAUGUUGGCAGCAGUCUGACACUAUGUUUUUGACAGCGGCCACAGAUUUGACACCGUCUGAAACACUGAGCGAAGAUUGCCUGUAUUUGAAUAUCUGGACCCCCGAGUCGGCACACAACGCGGCAGUGAUGCUAUGGUUUCACGGGGGGAGUUUUUUCUGGGGAGCUGGAUCGAUCUCCUUGUACAACGGUGGAACUCUGGCUGCUGUAGAGAAAGUUGUCGUCGUCACUGUUAAUUACAGGUUAGGUGCAUUUGGGUUUUUGACAUUAAAACACACCGAUAUACGGGGUAAUAUGGGCAUGAUGGACCAGGUUUUAGCAAUUGAAUGGGUGAAAGAAAAUAUCCGUUAUUUUGGUGGGGAUCCGGAUAAAAUUACUCUGGUUGGACAAAGCGCGGGUGGGGCCAGUGUGACGUAUCAUCUUCUUUCUCACGUCGGUAGGAAUAACUUCCGUCGGGCCAUUGUACAAAGUGGAACUUCUAACAGUCCCGCUCUGGAUCCUAAAACCAUGGAUGAAACGAAUCAUUAUGCUCAACUUCUGUCUGCUGAUCUGGGCUGCGUGGAGUCUAUAAUACCUCUAAAUAUCACCACCUCACUGCAUGACUUGCCGACACCUGCCGACCCCAUUGAUUACAGUAUAUAUGAAGAAAACUACGAGUCCUCGAGCGAGGUGACUCUUGGUGAGAUCGAUCAGUAUUUUGAAAAUCAUGCCACGGAAGUCAUUGCAUGUCUGCGUACCAGGGAGCCCAUCGACUUCGUAACAAGUCUAUGGUCAUUCGGUUUGCACUUUCCGACAAUAGAUGACGCGUUCAUUCGUGAGACACCAGCCGAUUCGAUCAAUGGAGAAGACUUCAAACGGACUGAAUUGCUGAUAGGUAUGAAUGAAAACGAAGCCGCAGUGAAUCUUCUUCGAAUGAAUUGGUUGCCCAGAGAAAACGACUCUGUGAUAGACGCAUCUCUAUUUCAUCAACGCAUACAAGAUUUUUACCGGCGUGACCAAAACGAUAACAUUCUUGCUGAAACAACUGCGUUUAUGUACCGAGACUGGUACGACAAACACAACCCUGAGAAACUACGAGAUGCAUAUGAAGAUAUAGUGGGCGACCAUGACAUCAAAUGUCCGUCUAUAGAAUUUGCCAGGACGUAUUCCGCGUCGGAUAGUACGCAAGUUUACAUGUACCAGUAUACACACCGCCCAUCCCUGUCUUCCUGGCCCGAGUGGAUGGGGUGUGUACACGGGGACGAGUUGGCGUUUGUGUUUGGUCAUCCGUUGCAUAUGGAGAAUGGAUACACAGAAGAAGAAAGUAAUUUCAGUCGAAAAAUUAUGAAAUAUUGGGCAAAUUUUGCCAAAACAGGCAAUCCUAACGUUGAUGAUCCUGCAAGUGAUCACCAUGGUAACCAGUGGACUCGUUACGGGUUGGACAAUCUUGCAUAUCUCACACUAAACAUGUCCAUACUGAAUAAAACAAUAUUAAGCCGAGGGUUGCGUGUCCCUUAUUGUGAUUUCUGGCGAGAACUGGUACCAAAGGUAACAGAAGGAGAAUCCACGCCCAAGGACACUGAUAAGGUACGAAUCUCAACAUUCUCAGCAACAACCAGACGAUCAUUUGAGAAUGUCGGAUCAAAGUUCGGAACAUUUACGUAA